GCGAUCCAAUCAGAGAUAGAGAACGUCGGCCGCCGUUUUGUGAAUGAUAUUAAAGAUAACCAUAAGUUGGGAAGCAUUGGAAGUGUUGGAUCAGCGAAGUUGACCACUUCUUUGAUGAAUGAGGAGAAACGUUGGCAUACGGUUUGGUUGCGAUCAUUGGAGUACUUAAUGAUUCUGGAAGAGGGACCCCAUUGUCCUCAACAUUACUUGAGUGGUGUCGACGAACAGUUGCCAUCAAAACGCCAUAAGAAUAACGUGGGAAUCGUUUCACCAAACGUUCGUAUUCUUAAUAAAAGAGUUCAGACGUCGGUUGCAAUGGUUGGCGAAACGAAAAACGAAUUACUCGGCGAUAACUUGAAUGCAAAAGUGGAGAUAAUCCAGAAGGACAUCGGCUAUUCGAGCGAUGCGGACAUGAGUGAUGUGGUUGAGGCGCACCCGCACUCGGAUGCGGCCGCCCUGUCGUCGCGAUCGGUCCGCAAACUAAGACGUCGUCGUAAUAAGACUCGACAGACGCGGACCAGACCCUGGAGUUUCCACUCAGACUGGACUGAUUGGGACUAUUAUCAGACACCACUUCACGGCGAUUACGUCAGCUCUGAAGACAUCAACUAUGAAGACGAUAAGAUUAUUCGCAAUCUCAUUGAGUUCGGAGAGAAUUACGAGACUUGGAUUACUAAUGAAGACAUCGAUGAUCUCAUUAGAGUGUCGACGCCAUCGUCGCCACAAAUACUGGCAAAAGAAACAAAACAAAGGGAAUCGACGGCUGAAACUGUGGAAGAGGUGGUAACACAUAGUCCGCCCCCAAAGGCAACAAAGCGGUCAGCCAUGCGUUUGACAUUUACCAUGUUCAUAUACGCCACUUUGGCUAUAUUUGCGUUGGCACUCACUUUAACCAAUUACUCGCCGCAUAUCCAGAAGUUAUAUCGCCGGCCGCCACCCAUUUGAAUGCUUCAAAACAAACAAACACUAUAUAAUUGACUCCAAUUUCUGUGUUUAUAGUAUUUCUUAUCUAAUAAUCCUUUAGAUGUCUGUAUAUUCUUUGGACAUUAAUCCGAUUAUUGAAUGAAUUAUGGCUUAACUGAGAGUUUUUUUUUUGCAAAAGUGGUUAAUAUUUUAAUUUAUUUCAAUAGAAAGUAUAAUUUGAGGCGAAAAGACACAAAUCUGUGAUUUUGAGAGCUCUUGAGGUUUUUAUGCCAAUUCACUGCCUGUUUCUGCCGUUUCUUAGUUUUUUAACUGUUUUUUUUGUAUUAUAAAAAGAACUUAUUAUUUAUAAGUUUUUUGUCGAUUAGCGACUGAAGUAAACCAUUUUUAUGGCAAAACAGAGUAUUGACUCUAAAGAGAGUCAAUAUUGAGGUCAAGUACUCACUAUUUUAACACCUCUUCUCUAUUAAAAACUGAACGAUUAAUUAAAUUCAUUUCUUUAUGCAUUCAUUUGUAUUCACAAAACAGUUUUAAUGCAUAACAAUAACAACAAUAUAAUGAAUUGAUGUGUGUUUCAAACAAAUGAGUGGUAAAUGUUUCUUAAUCUAUACCAGCAAUGAAUGUAAUGCAUUGUAAAUGAGUAUAAUAUUUAGGUUAAGAUUACGUUUUGUAGGCACUCUUGUAAUCAUAUUUCAUAUGUAUUCUAAUGUUAAGCCUAUUUCGAUCCAAUCAAUGCACUGACAUAUUAUAAUACUGUAUUGACUAACCCUAACAACCCUUGUAAGUGGUGGCAGAUAUUUAAGCGCAAACUUGUGUUUCAACUUCUUAUGGUAACGCCAUUAACACGAUAUGACAGCAAAUCAUAUUUAUGCUCACAUGACAUGAAUUAUUAGGGAAUUGUAUCCGAGAAUCGAUUCUAAUUUAACACUAAUUUUUCCAAUUAAUCGAACUUAAAGUUAGCGAAACUUAAUUCAAACUUCAAAUUAUUAUUAUUUUUAUGAAAAGCCCUAAAGAGUCUCCACUCUCUUUUCUAAACGCAUUUUUAUUUAAUUUUUCUCAUUAUUUAUAAAUUCAUUUUUUAUUAAAAGUUUCCAUAAAAUCAAAAUGAAAACA
Medioppia subpectinata is the source of this 2034-nucleotide messenger RNA. The record is from the annotation of a GenBank genome assembly. Lineage: Eukaryota; Metazoa; Arthropoda; Arachnida; Sarcoptiformes; Oppiidae.